CAGCAGAAGGGGGUGUGUGUGUCUUUAAGGCGCCCGUGUGUGUGUGUGUGUGUGUGUGUGUGUUCAGUCCGGUCCGGUCUGCUUGAGUUCAGAUCUGGUCUGAUUAUGUCUUAAAUCACCUGCAGCGGGUCGUGUUCACAGCUCUUUCACGUGUGCUCCUGGUUCGGUUCGCUUCGGGUCGUAAUGCAGUCUUCAUCUUCAUCAUCCUCAUCAGUGUUGUUUCUUCUUCUGUCGAGUUUUUCUCUCGCUUUGGCGUGUAAUAAAGCUCUGUGCGCCAGUGACGUCAGCAAGUGUCUCAUUCAGGAGCUGUGUCAGUGCCAGCCGUCGGAUGGGAACUGCUCGUGCUGUAAGGAGUGUCUGAUGUGUUUGGGUUCUCUGUGGGAGGAGUGCUGUGACUGUGUGGGCAUGUGUAACCCGAAGAACUUGAGCGACACGCCGGCGACGGCCAAGAGCACGGUGGAGGAGCUUCAGCGGCCGAUCCCCUCGCUCUUCAGAGCGCUGACCGACGGAGACGCGCCCAUCAACAUGAUGGUGGUGUCCUUCCCCGUGUCCGAGGAGCUGUCCUAUCAUCAGAACCUGGUGUCCUUCCUGGAGACGAUGGAGGACGCGCAUCACAACGUCUCUCUGCCCGGGAACAGCAUCCACGCCAGCUACGACACGCAAGAUAAGCUGUGUACGGUGGUGUACUUCGAUGACUGCGUGUCCAUCCGUCAGUGUAAGCAGUACUGCGAGUCGAUGGGAGGAUCCAAGUACCGCUGGUUCCACAACGCCUGCUGCGAGUGCAUCGGACCCGAGUGCCUCGACUACGGCAGCAAAGCCGUCAAAUGCAUGAACUGCCAGUACUGACACGUGUUUAUAUGUCCUUUUCUAUUCUUGCAGAUUGACAUGUAGCCAAAUAUGAUUGAGAUUAGAUGCAUAGUGUUCAUAUUCAGCUUUUAUUACGAGUCCGGGUCUUUAUUAAGACCGAUUGAUUUCAUAUCAAGUUAAAUCCUUAGUUUGUCUUCAGCUAAAUCUCCAGUAAAGAAUAAAGUCUGUAGUUUCCAGAGAGAA
Molecule: messenger RNA, 1050 nt
Organism: Onychostoma macrolepis
Lineage: Eukaryota; Metazoa; Chordata; Actinopteri; Cypriniformes; Cyprinidae
Gene: twsg1b
Product: twisted gastrulation BMP signaling modulator 1b
Exons: 5
Coding region: 184-846 (220 amino acids)
Biological process (GO): regulation of BMP signaling pathway
Source: RefSeq, a predicted model, not a curated record